This is a messenger RNA of Enterobius vermicularis (human pinworm), 1758 nucleotides long. The record is from the annotation of a GenBank genome assembly. Lineage: Eukaryota; Metazoa; Nematoda; Chromadorea; Rhabditida; Oxyuridae.
AUGCCGCUGGGUCCAGCAACUGUUGUAAUCACAUUUCAAGUUCAAGAAUGUGACUGUGCAAAUAUUCAACAAUCGCAAUGCGGAUGCACUCCAUCGGUAUCUCCAUCUUGUAACUGCCCAGCACUGCAACAACAGUACAGCUCUUGCGGAUGUGGACCACUGAGCUAUCAGUGCGCACCAAUGUGUAUGCCACAAUGCCUUCCUCAAUGUACCUCGCAACAACAGCAGCAGAUAGUUAUCGUUCAACCAGAUCCUCAACUACAGUCUCAGCCAGUACCCAGAUGCGCUCCCGUCUGUAUGCCAGAGUGUACACAACAGUGUCUCCAGCAAGCUUGUGCUCAAGCCUGCCAACCUCUGUGUAACACCGCAUGUGCUCAACAACAGCCAGUAAUUAUUGUGGCACAACCGCAACCAGAAUGUGCACCUCAGUGCAUGCCAGCGUGUCAACCAGAAUGUAUCCAACAAGCUUGUGCACCAGCAUGCCAACCAACAUGUGAUCCUCAGUGUGUCCAGCAGCAACAGAAUCAAAUUGUGGUCGUCUCGCAACCACCUCAACCUCAAUGUGCUCCACAAUGUAUGCCUGACUGUACACCUCAAUGUGUCCAACAGUCCUGUAGUACAGCAUGUCAGCCAAUGUGUACCGCGCAGUGUACACAGCAACAACAACAGCAAAUCCUUGUUGUGCCACAGCCUCAGCCUCAAGCACAGUUAUGUGCAGCGCAGUGUAUGCCAACAUGUAGUCCGCAGUGUAUUCAAGCUGCCUGUCAGUCUGCAUGUCAGCCAAUGUGUGAACCUCAGUGCGUUCAGCAACAACAGCCACAGAUUGUUGUUGUCACUCAACAGCCGCCAAUCCAAGUGCCGGUACAACAACCGCAGCAAGAACAAUGUGCUCCGAUAUGUAUGCCACAGUGUACCCCUCAGUGUGUCCAACAGCAGCAACUUUGCGUUACUGCUUGUCAACCAAGUUGUCAAAGUUCGUGUAAUAACAACGCUCAAUGUAUUCAGUCUUGCCAACCUAGCUGUGAACAGUCUUGUGUACAACAAGCUCAACAGCCAGUUGUAGUUGUUCAACAACCAACUCAAGCCCAACCGCAACAGCAACAAUGCCCAGAAAUCUGUCAGCCAGCAUGCAGUCCACAGUGUAUGAAUCAGUUGACCAUCUGUAUUGCUGCGUGUCAACCAAGCUGCCAGAGUUCAUGCAAUUCGAACACUCAGUGUUCACAAGCUUGUCAACCGAACUGCGAACAAUCAUGUUUGCAACAAUCACAACCUGUAAUAGUCGUUCAGCAACAACCAUCACAACAGCAGUGUAUGCCAGCAUGUCAACCGGACUGUAAUCCUCAAUGUAUUCAACAGCAGGAAGUUUGUGUUCAGGCAUGCCAACCAAGUUGUCAAAGUUCCUGCAAUUCAAAUCUUCAGUGUUUCCAAGGAUGUCAGGCGAGCUGCGAGCAGUCAUGUGCUCAUCAGGCGAAUCCUCCAGUUGUUGUUCAACAACCCACGAAUGUCAUUAACAGUUGUGGUCUAACCUGUCAGCCAACUUCACCGGUACAGUGUGUUCCACAGUGUCAGCCGACGUGUCAGUCAUCAUGUAUGCAGCAACAGGGCUACGGAAAUUACAUACAGCCGGCUGCGAUAACAUUAUGCACCCAACUAGGUGGUUCGGGCGGAAUUGGUAACUGUGCAUGUUCUUCCGGAUACACGCAAUGUAUGCAGGGUGUAUGUUGCUUACGUAAGAGACAUCGUGUUAAGAAAAGCUAA